Messenger RNA from Lactuca virosa, 1866 nucleotides. The record is from the annotation of a GenBank genome assembly. Lineage: Eukaryota; Viridiplantae; Streptophyta; Magnoliopsida; Asterales; Asteraceae.
AUGAUGGCGAUGGCAAAUACAAGAAUGAGUUUUUCUCUUAUUGUAUCGAGACAGUCAACACGAUUCGAAGGUUCAGGAGUGCAUCGUAUAGUCCCUUUUCAGUCAUAUUGUUCCUCAAACGAGGAGGCAUUGGGUCGUGGCCAAUCUAUAUAUGAAAAGAUCCAUACGUGCGAUGAUGCCCGCAAACUGUUUGAUAACAUGAUCCAAAGUCAAUCCCUGCCAGAUGCAGUAAAAUUCAACCAAUUGAUGCAAGCGGUUAUCAGAAUGAAGGCUUAUUCGUGUGCCCUUGAUAUGUUUAAACAAAUGACUGCGAGAGGUGUAAAGAUUGAAGUUUACACGAUUAAUAUUGCCAUUAACUGUUGCUGCAAGUUAGGUAAAGUGAAUGAUGGUUUUGGUGUGCUGUGUAUUGGGUUGAAACUUGGCAUUGUACCCGAUCGAUUCACCUUUAGCACUCUCUUGGAUGGACUUAUUAGAGCAGAUAGAGUUCGUGAGGCGGAAUUGUUCUUUAAAAAACUCAUCAAAGAGGAAGUUUGUCAACCAGAUACAGCCAUGUACAACACGAUGAUAAAAGGGUUAUGUAAGGCUAGCCAAAACAGUAUUGCAAUUGGUUUGCUUAGAUUGAUGGAGGAGCGAGGUUGUAGACCAAAUGUGAUAACAUACAGCACACUCAUCGACAGUCUUUUCAAGGCUGAAAAACCGGAUGAAGCUUUGAAGCUCUUUAAAGAGAUGGUAUUUGAGAAAUGGAUUGAACCUAAUGUGGUAACUUACAGCUGCUUGAUUCAUGGGCUUUGUAUGUUGUGUCGGUGGGAUGAGGUUUAUAAACUUAUGAAGGAAAUGGAGGAAUAUAGGAUCUCUCCAACAGUUGAAACCUACAACAUAUUAGUAGACAACCUAUGCAGAGAGGGCAUGACAAAAGAUGCAGAAGUUGUAGUUGGCAUGAUGGACAAGAGAGGAAUAUAUCCGAAUGUUGUGACUUACAGCUCAAUCAUUGAUGGCUACUGUAUGCUAGGUGAAGUGAGGAAAGCCAUGGAAGUAUUUCAUUCAAUGGUUUCACGAGAUCUAGCUCCAGAUGUUGUUACCUAUAACACCUUAUUGGAUGGGCAUUGCAAGCAUUUGACGAUAGAAGACGGCAUGCACCUUUUCAAUGAAAUGACUAAAAAAGGCGUGCAUCCCGAUGAAGUCACAUAUAACAUCAUAAUACAUGGCAUGUUUAAGGCUGGGCAUUGUGAAUAUGCAGAUAAGUUCUUCAAGGACAUGAUAGCAAAAGGCUUCUCUUUAGGUCUCGCCACUUACAGAAUAAUGUUGAAGGGUCUCUGUGACAACAAUCAAGUUGACAAGGCAUUAGAUAUGUCUCUUUUGAUGGGUAAAAGUAGAAGUGAUCUUGGUUCAGAUAUACAUGCAUACAACAUUUUAAUAGAUGGCUCAAGUAAAUCUGGAAAUUUUGAUAAGGCAAGAGAUCUUUUCAAGGAAAUUACUCUUAAAGGUUUGCAGCCUGAUGUUCAGUCAUAUAAUGUGAUGAUUAGAGCUUUUUUAAGGAAAGAUCUUGUGAUGGACGCGAAGCAAUUGUUCCUAGAAAUGGAAGGAAAUGGCAUCAAACCUAAUGAAGUCACUUACAACACAAUGAUUCAAGGGUAUCUCUGGAAUAAGGUCUAUGAUGAUAUACAACUUCUUGUGAACGAGAUGCACAUAAAUCACUUCUCACUAGAUGCUUCCACUUGCACUCAGUUAAUUGAUAAGAUAAAUGAUGGAUCAUUGCCUACAGCUCUAUGGGAAAAGUUUAGGCCAAAUGAAUCUGUGGAGGAUCUUUUUCCCUUGGAGAAAAUGAUGUCAAGUAUUAGUUCUUUGAGUCCUAAUGUGGAAAAAUGA